AUGGCACCAGGGGCCUGCCAUGUUAAUAAGCGGGACCUACUUGACAGUAGAACUGAUGAUCACUCAAAAAAGAGGGUCUCUCCUUCACCUAAGCAGAACAUGAAGGAGGACCGUCUUUCACAAGGACAAGGAGAGUCUUUGGAAAACAGCAAUCAGCAGCUUUAUAAAGUGGUGGUUUUCAAGAGGAAAGCCCUUAGCCCUGCCUAUAGAAGAAAACAGCAUCUGAAAGGCUGGGACUGUGAAAUGGCAAAUAAGGAAAAUGAGUUGGCGGGAGGAAACCUGCAGGAUAAGCUCCAAAACGACAGACACACCUUUGUAUUGAACUCCAGUGACUCAGGCUCUACUCAGACCGAGGGAGCUUCUUCAAAGUAUAGCAGCUUCUUCACAGAGGUCUCAAAGGAUCAUGAAAUAAUGUCCCAGGUCCUCUUUAGCAGGAAUCUCAGGCUAAAUGUAGCGCUAACAUUUUGGAAGAAGCACAGUGUGAAUGAACUGGUUGCCUAUUUAGUCAGGAUGCAGGAUUUAGGAGUGAUAGCAGAUUGUCUUCCAGUUCUUACAAACAGCUUACAGGAAGACAAGGCUUCAGUUUCAAUUGGUUGUUGUGUUGACCUGUUACCGCUGGUUAAGUCUCUACUGAAGAGCAAAUUUGAAGAAUAUGUAAUAGUUGGUCUUAACUGGCUUCAAGCAAUUGUAAAGAAGUGGUGGACACAAUUAUCUACAAGUUCCGAAAAUUCAUUAGAUGAAAAUGUUUUAAUACUAAAACACCAGCUAAGUGGAAUUUGGCUUCAGGAAGGUUAUCUUGCAUCAGUUCCAGGUUAUACCGGCAACAUAGCAAAGGUAAACUGGAUGUCUGCGUACUGUUUAUAA
Molecule: messenger RNA, 864 nt
Organism: Staurois parvus
Lineage: Eukaryota; Metazoa; Chordata; Amphibia; Anura; Ranidae
Source: the annotation of a GenBank genome assembly